Molecule: messenger RNA, 161 nt
Organism: Racocetra persica
Lineage: Eukaryota; Fungi; Glomeromycota; Glomeromycetes; Diversisporales; Gigasporaceae
Source: the annotation of a GenBank genome assembly
UGGCUAUAAAAAUUAUGAGCAAAAUGGAUUCGAAGAUAAUGAAAAUUAUGAUACUCAAAGCAAAGACUUUCAAGAUGAAGAACUUCAAAACAAAGAAAUUAGUAGUCAUGAUCAUAGUAGUUAUAGUUAUAGUGGUCGUAGCUAUGAUGGUCAUAGCCAGU